UCUUCUGUGCGGGUGACCAAUAACUUUUCUUCAUUCAGUGGUCCAUGUUGGACGCGUUAGCCAGGCGCGCCCACUGCACGUCUCCUCCCAGCGGAGAUGGUUUGGAUGGACUCAUGGAAAGACUGCACAUGCCGCAGAAAGAGUUCCGCAGCCGAGAGGGGAAGUGACUGACGAGGCCCGGCCAAACGGAGCUAAACGGCUAAACGGUAGCAGUCCGGUUCACCGGGGAGCUGUCGGUGUUUUCAUCCGAAUACUCAUCCAUGGGAGCGCUGCACUUUUAGAACAAACACUCUGAAUCAGACUAUUCUGCCUCAUCAGUGGAGCAUCUCACUCUCCACACUGUUGAUCCAAACAGAUGUGGACACACCCAGUCCUAACUUCAACACAGGAACUGGAUGAUCAGAAAGAGGCACAUGACAAGUGGAUCCCUCUGGGGAACAGCCCAGCAUAAUCAGUGUGUGAUAUAGCUUCCCCACAGAGGCUACAGCACUGCAACAAUGGAUGACUCCGGCGAGGACUAUGGGAACUACACCUAUGAAUACUACCUGGAGUACGGAGACCUAGAUGAACUCAAAGUGGACCACAGGCAGAGGGAAACCAUGCACAUUAUCUCAGUGGCCAUCUACAUUAUUUCCUUUGUGCUUGGACUCAUUGGAAACGGAACUGUUAUUUGGGUGACAGCAUUUAAAAGCAAAAAGACAGUCAACAGUGUUUGGUUGCUCAAUCUAGCCAUGGCAGACUUUGUAUUUGUGCUGUUUCUCCCCUUCUACAUUGACUACAUACUGCAGGACUUCCACUGGGACUUUGGUGUGGUCAUGUGUAAGCUCAACUCAUUUGUGUCUGUAAUGAACAUGUAUGCCAGUGUGCUCUUUCUCACAAUGCUCAGUAUAGACCGAUAUGUUUCUCUGGUGCACCUCAACUGGUCUCAGAAGUAUCGCACGAAAGAGAGGGCCUGGGUUGUCUGUGGUUGCAUAUGGGGGCUGGCUGCUGCCUUGAGCUGUCCUGCGCUGGUCUUUCGUGACACCAUGCACCUCCACGACAAGGUGGUAUGCUUUAACAACUUCCACACACAGGAUGGACACACGGCGGCUGUGAGACACAUUAUGAUUGUGGUCAUUCGUACCACUGUUGGCUUCUUGUUGCCUUUCACUGCUAUUUGUGUGACAGGUAUACUUCUGACAAUCAAAGUCAAUCAAUCUGGCGGCUUGUUUCGGUUGUCCAGCUUCUCUAGGACAGUCUCUGCAGUAAUUCUGGCCUUCUUUUUAUGCUGGUCACCUUUCCAUGCUUUUAGCUUGAUGGAGCUAUCCAUACAUUCCUCAUUAUACCUACACAACAUUCUAAAAGCUGGCUUUCCUCUUGCCACCAGUUUAGGAUUUUUUAACAGCUGCAUUAACCCCCUCCUGUACCUGCUCCUGGGCAAAAAGGUGCGUCAUAUCCUGAAGCGUGCAUGCCUAGACAUGACUAAGAGUUCACUGAGAGAGCUCAGCCAGUCAAUCUCUGCCACCGAGAUGGAGUCUGUGCCAGGGGUUUACCAGGACAGUGUGCCAGAGGAGCCCAUGGAGUCAUCAACUCUAUGAUGACAACUAUUCUCAGACUAGUCCACGAUAUCGUUAAAGUAUAGACUGGCUAUUACUUUACUGUAUUUUGGAGAAUUCUCAAAGCUGUUCUUUCCAAAUGUAUUUGGAUUUUCCCAAUUUUGUUUAAUUUGGAAAGAGUUAUGCUUUACACAACUGUGCAUAUUGUGCACAUGGAGGUAAUAUCUUUCUCUUUAGUUUUCAUUUGCACAACUUCAGUGAUUUGCAAUGAAAUAAGCAAACAAAUAUUUUGAUAAUUCAUUGAUAGUUUCAAUAUACUAUAUACAUAUACAGUAUAUAUAUAUAUAUAUACUGUAUAUAUAUAUAUUCUAUGUUGUGAGAAAGUGUUGCCUCAAUGUAUUUGUCUGCUAUGAUAGUAAAGGGAAUAUAUUUGUGCUUUGGACAAACAAAACAAGCAAUUUUAAGAUGUCACUUGGGUUCAAGAGAAUUCUGACAAUUCUCACAAUUUUCUGUCAUUUUAUAGACUAGGUAAAAGAAAAGGAGUGAUCCAUAUGAAAGUAAUCAUUCCUUUCAGUGUUAUAUAAAACGCAAAUAAUGUAUUCAUCCUACUGAAUUAGUUAUUGUUGUCGCCUUUGAGGCAUGCCAUCUUUUGGUUAGAGAUGAGAUAUGUUGCAUAAAUGUAUUACUCGUCAACAUUAGUAUAUUUUUGUAUAGCUGCGAGUUACCUAUUGUAUUGUAAGUAAGCUUAUUUUUAAACUAAUUGAGAGUUGUAUAAAUGUUGUAUUAUAAUAUAUUUAAAUUAAAUAGCAUAUUUCUUUCUACAUUUCUUCUUUUGAACAUCGGUUAUAGUUUGAGCACUUUUUUCUAUUGUUGAAUUGAUGUGAGAAUUGAGUCUAUCAAUAAAAAGUAGGAUUUUAUGUAUUGUGUUCCAAGUGGACUUUAAGUAAACACCCACAAGCCUAAA
Pseudoliparis swirei is the source of this 2499-nucleotide messenger RNA. RefSeq names its product chemerin chemokine-like receptor 2 (gene cmklr2). Gene Ontology annotation, molecular function: complement receptor activity; G protein-coupled receptor activity. Gene Ontology annotation, cellular component: plasma membrane. Lineage: Eukaryota; Metazoa; Chordata; Actinopteri; Perciformes; Liparidae. The record is from RefSeq and is a predicted model, not a curated record. Bases 498 to 1577 code for a protein of 359 amino acids. Gene Ontology annotation, biological process: complement receptor mediated signaling pathway; positive regulation of cytosolic calcium ion concentration; phospholipase C-activating G protein-coupled receptor signaling pathway. The transcript is spliced from 3 exons.